Messenger RNA from Eriocheir sinensis (Chinese mitten crab), 4293 nucleotides. Its product is annotated as roundabout homolog 2-like. The transcript has 4 exons. Gene Ontology annotation, molecular function: protein binding. Gene Ontology annotation, biological process: cell-cell adhesion. NCBI's taxonomy places the organism in Eukaryota, Metazoa, Arthropoda, Malacostraca, Decapoda, Varunidae. The coding region runs from base 752 to 4021 and encodes 1089 amino acids. The record is from RefSeq and is a predicted model, not a curated record.
UCCACCCCGACUCUCCCCUCCACCGCCAACUGACUCCGCCCAUCGACCUCGCCGACGCCCCCACCGCUGCUCCGCGGGUUCCUCACUCACAGUCGUCGCGCAGAUCAACCCGGGGGCAGACCUGCGCGCCCAAGUGUUCUCUGGGCGGAACACACCUCGCCCGCGACCCGGAGCCCAUGGACCAACCGCGUCACAGGGGCAUUACUGUGGCUAAGGUUUUGGGAACCAUCAAGCUGCGGGAACGUUACUUCGAUUGAAUGAAGCAUCCCUGUCAAGCAACGGAGCCAUAAUUUUGUUUUAUUGGAAAUACGUCUUUAAGUUUUUGCAAGUCAUCAUCAGUGAACGGAACUAAAUAUAUACAACAGCAAAGUGAAAACAAAGCAAUGAAACAGUGAAGUGACUUAAACGUAGAGGAAAUCCAGGCCAGUCUGUGUGAUAUUAUGUGAACCGAAAAGUGUGUUUGGAAACAAGAAUCAAAGAAGCUUAACCUUGCAGCCAGUUAUCGAAAGAUUCUGAGAAGUGCAGUUGUCUCGAGGUGCGUGAGGCGUGCCAAACGACGACAUCCUAUGCUUAUGUCCUAGCAGAGCAGCAGACAUGAGUGCACUGCUGGGGCCUUACAGAAAACUAUGAGAGUAUUAGCGAGACCAACGUGCAAGAGUGUUUUUAGUGACGGUGACUGUGGUUGAGGUGCCUAUAUUGUACGAGGCACCCUGAACCCCUAGGCAAGGUGGGGCGUGUGAGGGGUGAGUGUAUGAGCUGUGGUGGCCGUCUGAAGAUGGGCCCUACACUUUGCCUCCCCCUGCUGCUGCUGUGUCUGGUCGUGGCCUCCUCGGCUCAAGAUGGCCCGCCGGUACUGCGGGAGCACCCGAGCAGCGUGGUGGUGCGCCGCAACGAGCCCGUCACUCUCAACUGCGCCUCCUCGGGGGCCGCCCGCAUCAGGUGGUUUCGUGACGGCGAGGAGGUGACCACCUCGCCGCAGGACCCUCGCGCCCACCGCGUGCUGCUGCCCGCCGGCUCCCUCUUCUUCCUCCGCGUCACCGCCACCAGGAGGGAGAGCGACGCCGGCACCUACUGGUGCGUCGCCUCCAACAGGUACGGCGCCACGCGCUCCCGCAACGCCACCCUCACCGUGGCCACUCUGUCCUCCGAGUUCCAGAGCGUGCCGGAGCCCGCGGUGAAGGCCCGCGUCGGGGACUCCGUCAGUCUGCCCUGCCGGCCCCCCAGGGGCACCCCGCAGCCGGAGGUCACAUGGCUGCGGGACGGCCGCCAGGUGAGUGACUCGAGCCGCGUCCACGUCACGGAGGACGGCGACCUGGCCAUCAGCAAUGCCGUGGAGAAGGACUCAGCGGUGUACGUGUGUCGCGCCCGCAACGCCGCCGGCAGCCGUGAGGCCCCGGCCACGACGCUGUCCGUCAUGACGCCGCCCUGGUUCGAGGAGCAGCCGGCCAACGUGACGGCGGCGUCGGGCGUGGUGGUGGAGCUGGCGUGCCGGGCGCGGGGAUCGCCGUCGCCCAAGGUCACGUGGCGGCGGCUGGACGGCAAGAUGCCACUGGGGCGCGCCACGCUGGAGGAGACGCGGCUGGUGCUGCAGGAGGUAGCGGCCGCGGACUCAGGCGUGUACGUGUGCGAGGCGGAGAGCGAGGCGGGCCGGGCCGCCGCGCGCGCCACGCUCACCGUCGUCGACGCCCCGGAGCUGACGCAGCGGCCACAGCACCUGCAGGUGAUGGCGGGCGAGGACGCGAGUGUCUCGUGCCGCGUGGAGGGCGAGCCUCGCCCGAUGGUGGUGUGGCGGCUCCCCACGUUGGACAGGACCGCUCUCCUUGCCCCCGGCCAGAGCAACGGCCGCGCCUCCGUCAGCGAGGACGGGCACACGCUGCUGUUGCGCCAGGCGGCCACCGAGGACAGCGGCACUUACUACUGCUGGGGCGUGAGCACUGGCGGCGGCGUGAGUGCCUGGGCGGAGGUGGUGGUGGUGCUGGCGCUGCCCCCGCCUGUGGUGGGCGUGGGGCCCCAGGACCAGGAAGUGGCACCCGGGGGCGUGGCGACCUUCCGCUGCGAGGUGGUGAGCGAAGCGGCGGAGGCGCAGGUUACCUGGCACUACCGGCCGGCGGCCCACCUUCCAGCACGUCCCCUCUCGCAGGGCGACGCCGCCCCCGACCCUCGCCUGUCGCUUCCCGAUAACGGCGCCCUCAUCAUCAAGGACGUUCGCCCGGAGGACGCCGGCAUCUACAGCUGCCACGUGGAGGCGUCAACGGGCAGCGUGGAGCAGAGCGCGGCGCUGCGCGUGUCAGAAGAGGCGGGGGACGCCGAGCCGCUGCCGCUGCUGCCGGCGCCGCCCACUAAGCCGCGAGCGGUUGACGUGAACGGGACUGCGGUGCGGCUGAGCUGGCUGCCCAACUCGCAGGAGGGCGGCGAGUGGGCGCAGUGGUACUCGGUGGAGUACUGGCGGCGGGGCUGGCCGGAGUGGCGCGUGGCUGACGCCGUCACCACGCAGGAGUCGUGCGUCGUGGACCAGCUCGCCCCCGGAAACACCUACACCUUCCUGGUGCGAGCCGUCAGCAACCGCGGCGCCUCCUUCCCGAGCCCCUGGUCGGACCCGGUGACAGCGAGGUCACGCCGCGAGUCCGGCCUCGACGCAGACCAGGUGCGUCAGGCCCGCCGCCGCCUCGGCCGCCCCGUGCUCACCCUCAGCGGCGCUGCAGCUACCGCACCGGACAGCGUGCUGCUCACCUGGGAGUUCCUGGCCCCGAGCGAGGGCGCAGUGGAGGGCGUACUGGUGUACUCGGUGGCGGAGAGCGGCGGCGGCGACGUGCAGGUGGCCACCGUGCUGGGCGCCGCCGCCUCCUCCUCCUCCCACGCGGUGAACGGCCUGCAGCCCUUCACGCCCUACACCUUCUUCGUGGUGCCUUUCUGGCGCAGCGUCGAGGGCACGCCAUCCAACUCCUACUCCCUCACCACCCCCGAGGACGUGCCGUUGGAGGCGCCCGGCGACGUGCGCGUGGCUCACCGCGAUGAGGGCUCCGUCCUCAUCCAGUGGUCGGCCGUGGAGGGCGCAGCGGUCCGCGGGCGGCUCCUGGGCUACCGCGUGACGCUGAGCCACAACGGCAGCCACAGCACGCAGACGGUGGCCUCGCCCUGGCUGGAGGCGACCGGCUUGCACUCCGGCCGCCUCUACACCGUGCGGGUUUCAGCAAUCACCGGGGCGGGGGCGGGGCCCUCUAGUGACCCAGUGCUGAUCGACGCCCGCAGCCUCGAGGAGGCCCAAACGGCGGGGGACGGCGUAGGGGGCUCGGUGCUGUACGCGCCGCCUCAGCCCUCCUGGCUUGCGUACUUGCUGAUUCCCCUGGUGGUGGUGCUGUUCCUAGCAACCGCCUUCUACGUGAGAAGGCUGCGGCACAAGGCGCCGCCCUCCAACCCGCCCCACGCCCCCUCCCUGUACCAGGACCCGUCCCUCUGCCCCGACCACCACUCCGUCAACAUGUACAGCGAACACAAGCUGUGGCGGCCCUCGGAGAGCGACAAAGACUCCAGCCUGUCCUCGACCCGCCUCCUGCGGCCCGACCAGCUGAACAACGAGUACGCGGAGCCGCGUGUGCAGCGGCCCAACGAGGCCACGGAGCCCUACGCCACCACGGCCCUGCUGGCGCCGCCCUCGCCCCACCUCCAGCAGGGCACGCCCUGGCGCCACCACAGCGACGACUCCGGCGUGCAGGUCAACUGGGCCGCCAUCCUGCCGCCGCCCCCGGCCUGCCCGCCGCCCCUUGACCUUGGGGAUCUAUCUGUAUGCUGUCACCCGUACAGGGCGCCCAGGCAUUACGCCACCACCCAGUGUGGCCUGAUCGGGGAGCCACAUUACGAGCAUCCCGAUGCUCGCCGCCCCUAUGCGCGGAUAACGCCGCUCGAUCGUCCCACGGACAUGGUCACUUUCAGUUCCCUGGACAGCCGCAGUUCUAUCAGGUCUUCUUCAUGCAGCUCCCACGUCUCCCAUCCUACGCCGCUGCCUCAAACCGACACUAGCUAGCUCCCAUCACCCCUUCCGUCUCCCUCCCCUUCAACCUCAAGUUAUCAUAAAGGCAAGGCGUGCCCGCGGCGGAGGGAGGAGCCAGACGGGAGUGUCGCCGGGAGGCAGGUGAGGCCUCGGCCUCCCACCAAGCACCCCCUCAGUAACCCAAGACCUGGGGCGGCCCGGCCUGCAUCCCGUUGCGAGGCUUUGCACAGGCUGCUCCCACAAUGUUGCUAGUCAUUAGGUGUACAUAUUUAUAUGGAAAAAUAUUUUUAUAACAUUUUUCAUAA